Molecule: messenger RNA, 993 nt
Organism: Caenorhabditis briggsae
Lineage: Eukaryota; Metazoa; Nematoda; Chromadorea; Rhabditida; Rhabditidae
Exons: 6
Biological process (GO): G protein-coupled receptor signaling pathway; olfactory behavior
Molecular function (GO): G protein-coupled olfactory receptor activity
Source: RefSeq, a predicted model, not a curated record
AUGGACCUUGCUAUCCAACCUUUAUCCUUCGCUCUGACCUUCUUUAUCAACUCUUCCUUGAUCUACCUAAUCGUUACUAAAUCCCCAAAAAUCAUGGGAACUUAUAGACACUUGAUGAUUUAUUUCUGCUGCUUUUCUAUAUUUUUCAGCAUCAUUGAUGUUAUAGUUCAACCGACGAUGUUCACCUAUGGAAGCGGAUAUUUUAUGAUAAUUGAUGUUAAGAAGAGGGGCAUUCCACCAGAAGUGGCUGUAUUCUUUAUGAAAGUUCUUUGUGGUUGCUUUGGAGUCACAAUUUAUGGGAUUGCGAUUCAUUUUGUUUACAGAUUUUUUGCACUAGAGAGAAAAGGAAAACUGAAAUAUUUCGAGAUCAAUUAUCUAGCUCUUUGGUUUGUGAUCCCAGUGGUUGGCGGUUUUUCGUGGUAUAUAACCAUCGAGAUAUUUUUCGAAUCUGGUUCUGGUUCUCUGGAGACUGAGUAUUUAAGAAACAUGUUCAAUAAAUCGAACUUGAAUUUCGCGGAUUUUGCAAGCAUUGGUGGGGUAUACUAUUCAACUAAUAACAGUGUGAACUGGAGAAGUAUUUCUGGAUAUUCCUGUUUUGUUAGCAUAAUGGUGAUUGCUUUUAUAAUCAUUGUGGUUGCUGGUUGGAAAAGUUGGAAAAUUGUCUCGAAACUUCUGGAACAUGGAGAAUCGGAUUUUUCGAGAAAACUACAAAUGCAAUUGUACAAAGCUCUAGUGGCGCAGACAACUGUCCCCAUUAUUCUAUUGUUCAUCCCAUUUGGAAUCUUAUUCACCCUCCCAAUUUUCAAACUUGGUUGCCAGUUUUUGAACCGAAUCAUUGUUUUGAUUUUUGCAUUUUAUCCGGCUAUUGAUCCAUUACCAAUUAUUUAUUUUGUCGAUUAUUACAUGGUUUCUGUGUUGGGUAAAACAUUAAAAACAAUUUUGAUUACUUUCAGGAGUUUUCAAAUGCAAAAUGAAUCAAAGUCAUGCAACAGU